Aureococcus anophagefferens is the source of this 879-nucleotide messenger RNA. RefSeq lists its product as hypothetical. Gene Ontology annotation, biological process: fatty acid biosynthetic process. Gene Ontology annotation, molecular function: fatty acid synthase activity. The annotation marks the transcript as partial. NCBI's taxonomy places the organism in Eukaryota, Pelagophyceae, Pelagomonadales, Pelagomonadaceae. The record is from RefSeq and is a predicted model, not a curated record. The transcript has a single exon.
AUGGGGCGCCUGCCGCUGGACCGCGUCCACUCGUCGCUCACGUCGACGGGCCUCGAGGGCCUCGACCUGCCGCACACGGCGACCUACGGCGGGUUUAUUCAGACGAAGCACUGGAUCGACUUCGACGGCGACUUCUUCGGCGUCGCCGUCGCCGAGGCCAAGGUCAUGGACCCGCAGCAGCGCCAGCUCAUGGAGGUGGGCUUCGAGGCGUUGGACGCCGCGGGCAUCACGAAGCAGGCCAUCCGCGCCCACGACGACGCCUGGACCGUCGGCAACUUUGUGGCUCUGCAGACGAACGACUUCGCGCGCGCCAUCGUCCGGAGCCCGCGGCUCAUGCAGUCGACGUACGCGGUCUCCGGCGCGAACCCGGCCAUCGCCGCGGGGCGGCUGCCCUACGCGCUCGGCCUGCGGGGCGCGGCGUUCACCGUGGACACGGCCUGCUCGACGGCGCUCGUGUGUUUGCACGAGGCGCGCUUGGCCGACGCGACGACGGACCGCCACGAGCCCGCGUUGGUGUCCGCGGUCAACGCGAUGAUCGACGCGUCCGUCACAGAGGUCGUGGAGCGCGCGGGCAUGCUGUCGCCGCGGGGCCGGUGCCACACCUUCGACGGCCGCGCGGACGGCUACGCGCGCGGCGAGGGCGUCGUCGCCGUGCUCAUCCGGCGGCAAGAGGCUUUAGACGGCGUCGCCGACGUCGCCCUCCACGGCGGCGUGCUCCUGCCGGCGACGUCCCUGCGCAGCGACGGGCGCACGGCGUCGAUCACGGCGCCGUCGGCCGUCGCGCAGCGCGAGCUCCUCGCGCUGGCCCUCGACCAGGCGCCGAAGCUCACUUUGACGAACGUCGAGACGCACGGCACGGGCACGGCGCUCGGCGACCCC